Messenger RNA from Aspergillus vadensis CBS 113365, 699 nucleotides. RefSeq lists its product as uncharacterized. The coding region runs from base 128 to 544 and encodes 138 amino acids. The transcript has a single exon. The record is from RefSeq and is a predicted model, not a curated record. NCBI's taxonomy places the organism in Eukaryota, Fungi, Ascomycota, Eurotiomycetes, Eurotiales, Aspergillaceae.
CUCUCAUCACCUCAGUUUCCAAUAACCUGCAAAAUCUCACUACUUUCUGGCUCAAACUACCCUAUUGAACUCGGCGAUCGUAUAUGGUUCUUCAGUAAACGCCCACUUUAAAAAAACCUACGUUAAUAUGGAUCAACAACUCCCUCUCUCUCCGCCUUCUGAGCCGACGCCUUCUCCCACAGCCAAGGCGGUCCCGCAGGACUCCCCUGUCCGCACCACUGCGAUACACGAACUGCUACCUGAGAUUCGUAUUCCGGGCGAACCAUUACCGCCGCACAAAUACCAUCCAGUCACUUGCACUCCCAUCGACGAAGAAGAGAUACGCUCCCAGAUUGAACAACUGCGCCAGGAAUAUCCUACACCAGAGGCGGCCCUGAAGGCGCAAGAGCAAGCUGCAAAGGAAGUGAGGCAAAAGCUGGAAGAUGCCGAGAAGAAGCGCGAAGAAGUGCAGAAAGCCAUGGACAAGAAGAUCAAGGAACGCAACACAGAGAUGAAGGUCUUGUCCAAGUACCAGGAAGUCAAGACUUCGAACAUUGCGUCUUAAAUUCUGUGUUCAGUCAGAGAAGCUUUACACAAACCAUGCAGACAUAUUCAUACAUGGCCAUCAACAAAAAGGCACCGCCAGUCUUCUCAGAGGGGACAAUUACAAUGAGAGAUGAUGAAUCAUUGUGCGACCUUGAAGCCCGGACGACUAGCAGA